Molecule: messenger RNA, 1779 nt
Organism: Cariama cristata (Red-legged seriema)
Lineage: Eukaryota; Metazoa; Chordata; Aves; Cariamiformes; Cariamidae
Product: keratin, type II cytoskeletal 7-like
Exons: 9
Coding region: 1-1779 (592 amino acids)
Biological process (GO): intermediate filament organization; keratinization
Cellular component (GO): keratin filament
Molecular function (GO): structural constituent of skin epidermis
Source: RefSeq, a predicted model, not a curated record
AUGUGCAUCGAACCUGGGAAAGAACAUGCCACCAGCCAGAUCAGCAACGUGGGAACUGGGAGGAUCUCUGUGGUCAGCAGCGGCUACAAUAUCCCCGAUGACUGCGGGAUGCUGGCAGCAAACGCGGCUGCGUGUGGCUACGGCUCCCUGGGGAGACGGUCCGGACGGCACAGCUCCCCAAAUGGAGGAUUCAGCUCCCGGAGCGCUGGGAUCCACCCCAAAAGAGUCAUUAGCUCGGUGGCCAAGCAAUGUGUCCCAGAGGUGUAUUGUCAAGCUGGAGGAGUCAACUGUAAAAAUGGGGGAUUCAGCUCCCGGAGCGGGGGGUACCCAGCCCGCACUGUCAUCAGCACGGGAAAUGGGGGCUUGAAUGCUAGGAUGGGGGCUUGCCAAGCCGCUGGGGUGGUCAGCUUCGGAAACCAAGGCUGCGUCGUCAGGCAGCUGGGAGGGUCUCCCGUCGUUGUUGCAAACAGCCCUGAAGUCGUGGGGUGCAACAACGGCGUGGUGGGGAACUACGGGGUUGUCAGAGACCCGUGCGUCGUUCCCGGCCGCAGCGGGGUCUACGGCGGUGCCGGCGUCGGACGAUGCGGCGUGGCUUACGGCGGAGGCCGCUUUGGCGUGGGCACGGUCGUGGGGUUUGGUAACUGCGGAAGCUACGGGGGCCUGGGCAGCUACAGAGGUCUUGGGGACGGCGUGGCUAUCGGAGGCUACAGCGGCGGCAUUGGCAUCGGCCUCGGCGGAGGUAGAUCCGAAGGGAUUCGGGGCGUCAGCAUCCACCCGGAGCUCCUCAAGCCCCUCUGCGUGGGGGUCGACCCCGAGGAGUGCCAAGUGCGGACCCAUGAGAAAGAGCAGAUUAAGAACCUCAACAACCAGUUCGCCUGCUUCAUCGACAAGGUCCGGCUGCUGGAGCAGCAGAACAAGGUGCUGACCACCAAAUGGGAGCUGCUGCAGCAGUACGUCCUCCCAGCAUCCAGGAGAAACCUGGAGCCCGUUUUUGAGAACUUCAUCUGCAACUUGAGGAAGCAGCUGGAGUGUGUGCUGGGGGAGCGAGAGAGGCUGGAAAAUGAGGAGCGGUGCCUCAGGGACCUGGUUCAAGAGUACAAGUGCAAAUAUGAAGAUGAGAUCAACAAGCGCACGGCUGCGGAGAACGAGUUUGUGGUCCUCAAGAAGGAUGUGGACUGUCUCUACCUGACCAAGGAGGAGCUGGAGGUGAGAGUGGGUCUCCUGCGGCAGCAGCUGGAGUUCCUGAAGUGCAUCUACGCCGAGGAGAGAGCUCAGCUGGAUUGCCAGCUGUGUGACACCUCCGUCAUCGUGCAAAUGGACAACAGCCGAGACCUGGACAUGGAGGGCAUCAUCAAAAGUGUUGAGUGCUGCUACGAGGAGAUUGCCCAGAAGAGCAAGGCUGAAGUGGAGGCUUUCUACCAAACCAGACUGGAGGAGCUCCACAGCAGCAGGGGCAAGUUCUGCGACGACCUGAGAAACAACCAGAGCGAGAUAGCUGAGCUGAACCGGAUGAUCCAGAAGCUGCAGUGUGAGUCGGAUAACGUGAAGAAACAGAUCGCAGCUCUGCAGACGGCCAUCUGCGACGCCGAGCAGCGGGGCGACUGCGCCCUCAAAGAUGCUCGGCAGAAGCUGAUCGACCUGCAGACUGCACUGCAGCAAGCCAAGGACAAGAUGGCAUGCUUGCUGAGGGACUACCAGGAGCUGCUGAACGUCAAGCUGGCCCUGGACAUUGAGAUUGCCACUUACAGGACGCUGUUGGAAGGAGAAGAGAGCAGGUAG